Molecule: messenger RNA, 2852 nt
Organism: Onychomys torridus (southern grasshopper mouse)
Lineage: Eukaryota; Metazoa; Chordata; Mammalia; Rodentia; Cricetidae
Gene: Nedd1
Product: NEDD1 gamma-tubulin ring complex targeting factor
Exons: 15
Coding region: 104-2080 (658 amino acids)
Biological process (GO): mitotic cell cycle; microtubule nucleation
Cellular component (GO): pericentriolar material; spindle pole; centriole
Molecular function (GO): gamma-tubulin binding
Source: RefSeq, a predicted model, not a curated record
CCGGCCGCCCAAGUUUAACAGUCCAGGCGGGAGCCGGAAGCGCAGCGAGGAGCGGGUGGAGCCGGGGCCCCCCGUGUGGUCCCCACGCCUGAGAGGCUCAGUCAUGCAGGAAAACCUCAGAUUUGCUUCAUCAGGAGAUGAUAUUAAAAUAUGGGAUGCUUCGUCUAUGACAUUGGUGGACAAAUUCAACCCCCACACGUCACCACAUGGAAUCAGUUCAAUAUGUUGGAGCAGCAAUAAUAACUUCCUAGUGACAGCCUCUUCCAGUGGUGACAAAAUAGUGGUGUCAAGUUGCAAAUGUAAACCGGUUCCACUUUUGGAGCUUGCUGAAGGGCAAAAGCAGACAUGUGUCGAUUUAAAUUCCACAUCAAUGUAUUUGGCAAGUGGAGGCCUAAAUAACACUGUUAAUAUUUGGGAUUUAAAGUCAAAACGAGUUCAUCGUUCUCUUAAGGAUCAUAAAGGUGAAGUAACUUGUGUGGCAUACAAUUGGAAUGAUUGCUACAUUGCUUCUGGGUCUCUCAGUGGUGAGAUCAUUUUGCACAGCGUAACCACUAAUAUAUCCAGUACACCUUUUGGCCAUGGGAGUAGCCAGCCUGUCCGGCACAUGAAGUACUCCUUAUUUAGGAAGUCUCUCCUGGGCAGUGUUUCGGAUAACGGAGUAGUGACCCUCUGGGAUGUGAACAGUCAGAAUUCAUACCACUGCUUUGACACUACACACAAGGCUCCAGCAUCAGGCAUCUGCUUCUCACCUGUCAAUGAAUUGCUGUUUGUCACCAUAGGCUUGGAUAAAAGAAUCAUCCUGUAUGACACUUCAAGUAAGAAGCUGGUGAAGACUCUAGUGGCUGACGCCCCUCUGACUGCAGUAGACUUUAUGCCUGAUGGAGCCACUCUGGCUGUUGGGUCGUCCCGGGGGAAAAUCUAUCAGUAUGACCUGAGGAUGCUGAAAUCCCCUGUGAAAACCAUCAGUGCCCACAAGACAUCUGUGCAAUGUAUAGCAUUUCAGUACUCCACGUCUCUGAUGAAGGCAAGUUUAAGUAAAGGCUGCUCAAAUAAGGCCACAUCAGGGAACAAACGGAGUGUUGCUGUGAGCAGCGGCAGUGGGGCCGCUCAGAAUUCUGGAACUGUCAGAGAAGCAACCACCCCUUCCAUUGCCACAGUUCUCCCACAGCCCGUGACGACAGCAGCGGGCAGGGGCGGUGCUGCUCAGGACAAAGCAGGCCUGCCUCGAAGCAUAAAUACAGAUAUUUUAUCUAAGGAAACAGAUGGUGGAAAAAGCCAAGAUUUCUCCAGCUUUGAUGAUACUGGGAAAAGCAGUUUAGGGGACAUGUUCUCACCAGUCAGAGAUGAUGGUGUAGUUAACAAAGGAGGUGAUGAAUCUAUAGGCAAAGGCGAUGGCCUGGACUUUCUGUCACAGCUGAACUCUGUGUUCCCCCCGAGAAAGAAUGCAGUCACUUCCGGCACUCUGGUCCUGCACUCCAGUCCUCUUAGUGUCUUUACGGGAUCCCCAGCGAAAGAAGAGAAUGAAAGUCAUGAGCUGACAGCUGAGGCAAAGAAAACUUACUCGGGGAAGCAGGAGCCUAAGGAGUCCCUGAAGCAGUUUACAAAGUUGAUCUCUGGUGCUGAACCUGGAAUUCUAAAUACCUCUCCAUCAUCUAACCAAACAAGAAAUCUUGAAAAAUAUGAAAAGCCCGAAAAAGAGAUUGAAGCCCAGUUGAUACAUGAGCCCUCCGUCAACGGGUCCUCAGCUCCAAUUCCGAAGGUCGCUCCCUCUGUCAUUGCUGGAGUAGCCAGUUCCCUCUCAGAAAAAAUAGUCGAUACCAUCGGGAACAGUCGGCCAAAUGCACCACUGACCUCGGUUCAAAUCCGCUUCAUUCAGAACAUGAUACAAGAAACUCUGGAUGACUUCAGGGAAGCUUGCCAUAGGGAUAUUGUGAAUUUGCAAGUGGAGAUGAUUAAACAGUUUCAUAUACAACUGGAUGAAAUGCACUCUUUGCUGGAAAGAUACUCAGUGAAUGAAGGCUUGGUGGCUGAAAUCGAAAGGCUUCGAGAAGAGAACAGAAGACUCCGGGCCCACUUCUGAGGACUCGGACUACCCUCAUUUUUUAUGAGUUGGGAAGUUUCUGGCACCUAGGAGUGACACACAUUCAGUAUUGUUUUCAUGGCCUUGACAAUGGAUGCUGCCGCAGGCCCGAUUCCAUCUGUCAGACAUAUUGAUAUUUUUAUAUCACAACUGCACGGAGUACUGUCUUCCUGAGAGGGAAGUCAGCCGGAUCUUUAUGUUCUGAACGCCUUAGCUGUACACUAAGUGCCCUUCUCCUAAGAGAAGAAAAUGUGCGUAGAAGGAUAGGUUUAUGUUUUGUAAGUGACUUUUUAAAACAGAUAUAUUUUUGAUGGACAGAUUGUAUUUUUUUUUUUUUUUAGGAAGCCAACUUUUAAAACAUUGGUCUACCUUCUGUUUCAUGAAGAAAUAACUUUAAAGUGGCAAUUGGAUUUUUUCAUGCUAUCGAUUAGUCAUUAUUUUGUUAGCAUGAUAACAUCAAGUAUGACUUAUUUAUUGCUUGUGUGUAUGGUACAUCUUGAAGCUUUGGGUUGUACAGAUACAUACAUGGUAUCUUUGGCAUUUCUGUCGCUGUGUUCUGAGGGCUCUAACUUUACACAGGAAAAACUCCUAAGGGUUGGAAAUUCAAGGGCUACACAUCUGAUUGUCUAAUGAAUUAACAGUGUGCAAAAUCAUACUAUAAGGUUUGAAUCACUAUGGCUCAGCUUAUAAUCAAUGAAAAUUUAUUGUAAGAUACUAAAUAUCACAAUAUUGUUGCCACUUUUUCCUCACAAAUAAAAAGCAUAGAUUUUUU